UGAGUAGCAGGUUUUCCCUCCUCCUAUAUAAACCGCGCGCUCCCGCUCCUACUGCAGUCAGUCCUCAUCCAGCCCGGCCACCAUGAGCUACACGGUAGAGCACCACCUCUUCGGCCCGACCUCGUACCGCAAGGCUCGGCCAGCCUUCGGCUCCUCCAGCGGCUUCCACUCCCAGCGCCGCCGCCUCCCCCACGGCCACCCGCCCUCCGUGGACGGCUUGGACAACUUCAGCGGCGACAUGAGCCGGAGGAACGAGAAGGAGAUUCUGCAGACUCUGAAUGACCGGUUCGCCGGGUACAUCGACAAGGUGCGCAACCUGGAGAUGCACAACCGCAACCUGGAGGCGGAGGCGGCGGCUCUGAGGCAGAGCAACGCCGGGCGCGCCUCCAUCGGGGAGCACUACGAGCGAGAGCUGGGCGACCUGAGGGAUCUGCUGCAGCAGCUGACCGGGGAGAAGACCCGCACGGCUCUGGAGCAUGAGCACCUGGAGGAGGACAUCCAGCAGCUGCGCGUCAGGCUGGAAGACGAGGCGCGAAACCGGGAAGAGUUGGACGCUGCCGCGCGCGCCAUGAAGAAGUAUGUCGACGAGUGCCGGAUGGCGCGCACGGAGCUGGACAAGAAGCUUCGUGCGUUGGAGGAGGAGGCCGUUUUCCUGAAGAAGAAUCACGAGGAAGAGGUGUCGGAGCUCCUCCAGCAGAUUCACGGUGCGCAGGUGAGCUUCGACAUGCGGGACGCUGUUAAGACUGACGUCACCGGCGCUCUGCGGGAGAUCCGUGCGCAGUUGGACGGCCACGCAUCCAAGAGCUCCACGCAGGCCGAGGAAUGGUUCAGAGUGCGUAUGGAGCAUCUCUCCGAAGCUGCUCGGUCCAACCAAGGUGCAAUUCGGGGAAGCCAGGAGGAGAUCGUAGAGUACCGCCGUCAGCUCCAGAGCCGCACGAUCGAGCUGGAGACUCUUCGGGGUACCAAGGAGUCGCUGGAGAGGCAGUGUAUGGAAAGUGAAGACAGACACCACGACGACCUCAACUCCCUACAGGGGACCAUCAACCAGCUGGACAAUGAGCUGAAAAGCACCAAGUGGGAGAUGGCUAGCCAGCUGAAGGACUAUCAGGAGCUGCUGAACGUGAAGAUGGCUUUAGAUAUUGAGAUUGCUGCCUAUAGGAAGUUACUGGAGGGAGAGGAGAAUCGCUUUGUGUCAGGAGGAGGUCCGUACUCUUACAUGGAGAGCAGAAUCUCUUCCCACAUGAAGGUGAAAGGAGAGGAGAUAUCAGAUACCGUCAUAGUGGAAGAACAGACAGAUGAGACCCAGGUGACGGAGGUGACAGAGGAGGCAGAUGAAGAGGAGGAGGAAGAGAAAGAAAAAGAGGAAGGCGAAGAAACCAAAGAAGAGGAGGAGGAAGGAGAGAAGGAGGAAGAAAAAGUAGAAGACAAGGAGGAGGAGGGGGAGGAGAAGGCUGAGGAGGCUGCUGAGGAAGAGGAUGAUUCCAAAUCUACAGGAAAGGCUGCAUCCCCUGUGCCUGACUCUCUUGCUGUCAAAUCACCCCAAUCUAAAUCACCAGCAGCCAGCUCACCGGUGCCCAAAUCCCCGACCAAGUCACCUAUGGUCAAAUCCCCGACCAAGUCACCUGAGGUCAAAUCCCCGACCAAGUCACCUGAGGUCAAAUCCCCGACCAAGUCACCUGAGGUCAAAUCCCCGACCAAGUCACCUGAGGUCCAAUCCCCAGCAGGAGACGAGUCAAAGUCCCCAACCAGCAAAUCCCCUGAUUCCAAAUCUCCUCAUCCCGAAACCCCUGAGCCACAGUCUCCAGAGAAGGAGAAGGUCAAGCCUGCUGCUGCCGAAGACCCCCCUAAAGAGGAGAAAUUACAAGAGAAGCCUCAGCCGGUCAAAGAGGAGAAGAAGGAGAAAGAACAACCUGUGAAGGAGGAGGAGAAGAAGAAAGAGCCAGUGAAGGCAGACCAAGCAGAUGCAAAGAAAGAAAGCAAAGAAGAGGAAGCUCCAAAGAUGGAUGACGCGUCGAAACCGGCUGCUCCCAGCAAGCCCUCAGAGGACAAACCGGCCCCCAAGUCUGAGCCCAAAGAAUCUGCUCCCCCCGCCAAGGAGGAGAAACCCGCUGCUCCUAAAUCAGAGAAGGCCGAGGCUGAGCCAAAGCCCGCCCCUAAGGAAGAGCCUGGGAAAACAGAGGUAAAGAAGGAGGAGAAGAAGCCAGAGGAGAAGAAGCCAGAGGAGAAGAAGCCGGAGGAGAGGAAGCCAGAAGAGACGUCUGUACCUAAAGCAGAACCAGAGAAAACUGAGAGCAAAAAAGAUGAGAAGAAGCCAGAGCAAAAAAAGGAAGCUGGUAAAGAGGAGAGUAAGGAGGUGAAGGAGGAAGGAAAGGCGGAGAAGUCUUCUGGCACAGAGUCAAAGGGUGCCAUUGAGGAAAAGGUCAAGAAGUGAGUGGGAAAGGCUGUGAUUUAAGGCACGAGAUGACAAGGAGGUGAAGAUGCCAAAGAACUGAAGGAGGAGGGUAGCUUAAAGAGCAGGAGAAAAGGGGUUGGAAGUACCCAGCUGCUCAGAUCAGGCGCUUUAAGCAGGUGAUGGUAUGUAAGCAAUAGUGAUCUCUGUAGCAAAUAACCCCCCUGUGCUCCCUAAGUAUGGCCAUUACAACCCCCCGAUGCUUCUGAUGUAUGACUAGUGAAUGCAGAAUGCUCUUUACUCUUAUUGUGAAUAUGACAACAGCCCUCAAUUAAUAUCAAGUGCAUUUAAAGUGAAUCCCGAUAACGGGGGCUGCGGCAAACGCCUUUGAGGGUUAGAGAUGUCAAAAUAAUGUCAAGCUAAUGAUUGUGACAGAUAUUGAAUAUAAACACAUAUAUUUAAGGAGAUACAAAUGUCUAUAUUAUAUCUACAGAUACGUCAGUAAGGAAGACCUGCAUUUUGCUUGUUGUGCACCUUAAAGCUGCUUCCCCUGACAGGUGAACUGCAGCGUCUCACUCUUCUGGUCUGCACUGCUAGGACAAUGAUGAGUAUGUGUUAUGUAUAAACUGCUGAGAAUAUGCAAUAUGAAACAGAUAAAUAAAGAAUGAAAUCAAACACGUUG
This is a messenger RNA of Pungitius pungitius (ninespine stickleback), 3071 nucleotides long. RefSeq names its product neurofilament heavy polypeptide-like. The coding region runs from base 83 to 2431 and encodes 782 amino acids. NCBI's taxonomy places the organism in Eukaryota, Metazoa, Chordata, Actinopteri, Perciformes, Gasterosteidae. Gene Ontology annotation, molecular function: structural constituent of postsynaptic intermediate filament cytoskeleton. The transcript has 4 exons. Gene Ontology annotation, cellular component: axon; neurofilament. The record is from RefSeq and is a predicted model, not a curated record. Gene Ontology annotation, biological process: intermediate filament bundle assembly; axon development.